AUGUCCUCCUCAGGAGGCGGCUUCCUUGGCCGCUCGAGCAGCAACAAUUCCAACAUGCGCGGUCUGGUCCAGUUCAUUGCCGAUUUGAGAAAUGCUAGGGCUCGGGAACUGGAAGAGAAGCGCAUCAAUAAGGAGUUGGCCAAUAUCCGUCAAAAGUUCAAAGACGGCAACCUGAGCGGGUAUCACAAGAAGAAAUAUGUUUGCAAGUUGUUGUAUAUCUAUAUACUGGGUUGGAACGUCGACUUCGGGCACCUAGAGGCCGUAAACCUCAUCUCGGCGAACAAGUAUUCCGAGAAGCAGAUCGGCUACCUGGCGAUGACACUCUUCCUCCACGAGAAGCAUGAACUGCUACACCUGGUUGUCAACAGUAUACGGAAGGAUUUGUUGGACAACAAUGAGCUUUACAACUGUCUGGCGCUACAUGCGAUAGCCAACGUGGGAGGCAGGGAGAUGGGCGAGGCGCUCAGUGGAGAAGUACACCGGCUUUUGAUCUCUCCAACCUCAAAGGCUUUUGUCAGGAAAAAGGCAGCUCUUACACUCCUGCGCUUGUACCGCAAACAUCCGGACAUCAUCCAGCCGCAAUGGGCAGAGCGGAUAAUCUCCCUCCUUGACGACGUCGACAUGGGUGUGGCAUUGUCGGUCACAUCGCUGGUGAUGACACUGGCCCAGGACAAUCAGGAUCAGUACAAAGGAGUCUAUGUGAAAGCCGCCGCGAGGCUGAAGCGCAUCGUAGUAGAUGGCGACUUCAAUGCCGAUUACCUCUACUACAAGGUCCCUUGCCCUUGGAUCCAAGUCAAGCUGCUCCGGCUCCUCCAAUACUUCCCUCCGUCAGAUGACAGCCAUACUCGCGACAUGAUUCGCGAAUCGCUUCAAAAAAUCCUGAAUCGGGCCCUCGAAAGCAACAAGAAUGUCCAACAGAACAAUGCCCAGAACGCCGUUCUGUUCGAGGCUAUUAACCUCAUCAUUCACCUCGACACUGAGCAUGCCUUGAUGAAACAGAUAUCGACAAGGCUGGGCAAGUUCAUCCAGUCAAGGGAGACCAAUGUCCGAUACCUUGGCCUCGAGGCCAUGACGCAUCUUGCAGCCCGUGCGGAAACGCUGGAACCCAUCAAGCAGCACCAGGACGUCAUCAUUGGGUCUCUGAAAGACAGGGACAUCAGUGUGCGAAGGAAAGGUCUGGACCUUUUGUACAGCAUGUGCGACUCGACCAAUGCCCAGGCCAUCGUGAGCGAGCUGCUGCGAUAUCUGCAGAACGCGGAUUUUGCCAUCCGAGAGGAGAUGGUGCUCAAGAUUGCUAUUCUUACAGAGAAAUAUGCUACUGACGUCCAGUGGUAUGUCGAUAUCACCCUGCGCCUGAUUGCCAUGGCCGGAGAUCACGUCAGUGAUGAGGUCUGGCAGCGUGUGGUCCAGAUUGUCACGAACAACGAGGAACUCCAAGUCUAUGCUGCGCAAAACACUCUUCAGUAUGUCAAACAGGAUCAUUGCCAUGAAACACUGGUCAAGAUCGGCACAUAUAUCCUGGGUGAAUUCGGUCAUUUGAUUGCGGAAGAAAAAGGCUGCAGUCCCAUCGAGCAGUUCUUGGCACUGCAGGGCAAGUUGGCGGCCUGCUCACCGAGCACCAAGGCCAUGAUUCUGUCCUGUUUCAUCAAAUACGUCAAUCUCUUCCCGGAAAUCAAGCCUCAGCUGGUCCAGGUCUUUGAUGUUUUUAGCCAUGCCCUUGACUCAGAACUUCAACAGCGUGCUUGCGAGUACCUCUCUCUCGCAAGACGUCCCACCGACGAUCUCCUCCGGACUGUGUGUGACGAGAUGCCGCCUUUCCCAGAACGACAAUCUGCUUUACUGUCUCGACUGCACCAGAAGCAUGCAAAUACCAGCGACAAGAGAACAUGGAUUGUCGGGGGCAAGGACGCCAAUGUGGACUCGGCCGAACUUGGCAUGGCCAAGAACCCAGGCCUGAGAAGGACGUUCAGCACAAAUGGUCAGACGAACGGGGCUGGACAUACCAAUGGUGCAAAUGGCGAUGCCAAGGCGAUCAAUGACCUGGCCGGUAUUGACAUGCUCAACCUCGGACAAGCAGAACCAAAGUCAACCAAGGUGCCAAACCUCGCAAGUGCAGCCCACUUGUCGCCUGGAUGGGCACGCGGCUACAACAGGCUUCUGCUCAAGGCUGACGGUGUUCUUUUCGAGGAUGGGCAGCUUCAGGUUGGUGUGCGGUCUGAGUACCGGGGCCAGAUGGCGUGCUUAAUUCUUUACUUUUCGAACAAGACGCCGGCUCCCGUGAGUUCCUUCACCACGACACUGGAUCUCGACGAAAGCGAAAAGGCAAACUUGACCUGGGAUAUCAAGGGCCUGCCGGACAGCACUCUGGGGUCCGGAGCACAGACACAGCAAGUCAUCAUGUUUGAAGCCAAGAAGGUCUUUGAGAAGAGCCCAACCAUCAGGAUCAGCUACCUCGCCGGAGCCCUCCAGGCGAUCACUCUGAAGUUGCCAGUCACCAUUCACAAGUUCAUGGACCCCGCAGAGCUCUCGGCGGAGGAUUUCUUCAAGCGGUGGAAGCAGAUUGGCGGAGCUCCCAGGGAGGCGCAGCAGAUUUUCGGUCUGUCGGCGGGUAGGGACCCGGACCGGCAGAUCAACGAAGGUUUUGUCCGCAAAGUUCUGGAGGGAUUCCGCUGGGGUGUUCUGCACGGGGUUGAUCCCAAUGAGAAGAACUUUGUCGGGGCCAGCGUGGUCCACACUUCUGAGGGAGGCAAGUUUGGCUGCUUGCUGAGGCUGGAGCCGAAUUACGCGACUCAAAUGAUUCGACUCACGAUCAGAGCAACCGACGAGGCCGUCCCUCCAGUUCUACUCAAGCAGAUGGAGGAAAGGCUUGCUGCAGGCAUGUCCACGGCUCCGACUCAACAUGUUGCUCCGACCCCACGGGAGAUCUCGGAGACAUUUGGCAACAUCAUGGUCCCGGACGAGGCUGGGAGGUGA
This is a messenger RNA of Thyridium curvatum, 2973 nucleotides long. RefSeq lists its product as uncharacterized. Gene Ontology annotation, molecular function: clathrin-cargo adaptor activity. Gene Ontology annotation, cellular component: AP-2 adaptor complex; membrane coat. Lineage: Eukaryota; Fungi; Ascomycota; Sordariomycetes; Thyridiales; Thyridiaceae. The record is from RefSeq and is a predicted model, not a curated record. The transcript is spliced from 7 exons. Gene Ontology annotation, biological process: intracellular protein transport; clathrin-dependent endocytosis. The coding region runs from base 1 to 2973 and encodes 990 amino acids.